AUGGCUCAAACGUAUAAAAAAACCAUUCAAGUAUCGGAGUUUUUCACAACGAUGUCUUUGAUCGAUGGAAAGGCUGUUGCCGCCGAAUUAAGAGAACAGAUUCACGGACAAAUCAGUGAAUUCCAAGCCAAACAUGCUGAUUUCAUGCCCAACUUAAAGAUCAUACAAGUUGGUGGUCGUCCUGACUCUGCCACCUACGUGAAGAUGAAACUCAAGGCUGCCCAAGAAGCUGGUAUCCAAUGUGAAUUGAUCAACUUGCUGGAAGACGUUACCGAGUUUGAGGUCUUAACAUUGCUCGAACGUUUGAAUGAAGAUAGUGACGUUGAUGGUGUUCUUGUGCAAUUACCCUUGCCUGCUCAUUUAGAUGAAGUUAAGAUCACCAACGCUGUCAGUGCCGACAAGGACGUUGAUGGUUUUGGUCCUUUCAAUGUGGGUGAAUUAGCCAAGAAGGGUGGCCAACCUUUGUUCUACCCUUGUACUCCAAAAGGUAUCAUCUACUUGCUUGAAAAAUAUCAAGUUCCAAUUGCUGGUGCCAAUGCAGUUGUUCUCGGCCGUUCUGAUAUUGUUGGUAAGCCAGUCGCUAACCUCUUAACCCGUGACAAUGCCACUGUCACUGUGUUACACUCCAAGACUCCUGUCGAACAAGUUCAAUUGCACUUGGGCAAUGCUGACAUUAUUGUUGCUGCCAUUGGUCAACCUGAAUGGGUUAAGGGUGAAUGGAUUAAACCAGGUGCUGUCGUCAUUGACGUUGGUACCAACUUUGUUGAAGACUCUACCAAGAAGAGUGGUUCUCGUAUGGUUGGCGAUGUUGAAUUUGCUGCUGCCUCCACUAGAGCUAAAUUGAUUACCCCAGUCCCCGGUGGAGUUGGUCCAAUGACUGUCGCAUCUCUUUUGGAUAACGUUGUUAUUGCUGCAAAGAACCACUACCAAAAGUCAAACGCUACCCCCAAAUUCACCAAUCCAUUGAAAUUGAACUUGGAAUCUCCUGUACCAAACGAUUUUGAAAUCAGUCGUAAGCAAACCCCCAAGCACAUUACCGAUGUUGCUGCUGAAGCCGGUAUCUUGGACAGUGAAUUGGAACCUUUUGGAUCUUACAAGGCCAAGGUUUCCUUGAAGUUGUUGAACCGUUUACAAAACAAGGUCAAUGGUAAGUAUGUCUUGGUCACCGGUAUUACCCCAACUCCAUUGGGUGAAGGUAAGUCCACCACUACUGUUGGAUUGGCCCAAGCAUUAGGUGCCCAUUUACAAAAGAAUGUUUUCGCCAAUGUUAGACAACCAAGUAUGGGUCCUACUUUCGGUAUUAAAGGUGGUGCUGCUGGUGGUGGUUACUCUCAAGUCAUUCCUAUGGAUGAAUUCAACAUGCACGUUACUGGUGAUAUCCAUGCCAUUGGUGCUGCCAACAACUUGUUAGCUGCUGCUAUUGACACCCGUAUGUUCCACGAAAACACUCAAAAGGAUGGUCCAUUAUACCGUCGUUUAGUCCCUGCAAAAAAAGGUGUUAGAACAUUCCCUAAAUGUAUGUUACGUCGUUUGAACAAGUUAGGUAUUGAUAAAACUGAUCCAAAUGAUUUGACCGAAGAAGAAGUAAGCAAGUUUGUUAGAUUAGACAUUGAUCCUGAAACCAUCACCUGGAGAAGAGUUGUUGAUUGUAACGAUAGAUUCUUAAGAGGAAUCACUGUUGGUGAAGCCCCAACUGAGAGAGGUAUGACUCGUUCCACUGGAUUUGAUAUCACUGUUGCUUCUGAAUGUAUGGCUAUAUUAGCCUUGUCCAACUCUCUUGAAGAUAUGAGAGAACGUUUAGGUAACAUGGUUGUUGCCAGUUCUAAAUCUGGUGUUCCAAUUACUUGUGAAGACAUUGGAUGUGCAGGUGCCUUGACUGCUUUAUUGAAAGAUGCUAUCAAGCCAAACAUUAUGCAAACAUUAGAAGGUACUCCAGUUUUUGUUCAUGCUGGUCCAUUUGCUAACAUUUCUAUUGGUGCGUCAUCUGUUUUGGCCGAUAAGAUGGCUUUGAAGUUGGCUGGUACAUCUCCUGAUUUGACUGCCGAAGAAAGAAAGGAACAAGAAGGUUAUGUUGUGACCGAAGCCGGUUUCGAUUUCACCAUGGGUGGUGAAAGAUUCAUGAACAUCAAAUGUCGUUCCAGUGGAUUAGAACCUGAUGUCAUUGUUAUUGUUGCAACCGUCAGAGCCUUGAAGGUUCAUGGUGGAGGUCCUGAAGUCAAGGCUGGAGCACCAUUGGCUGCUGAAUACACUCAAGAGAAUUGUGAAUUGUUAAGAGCUGGUUGUGCCAACUUGGGUAAACAUAUUGCUAAUGCUAAGGCAUAUGGCUUGCCAGUAGUCGUUGCUAUCAAUAAGAUGAGCAGUGAUAGUGACCGUGAACACGCUAUCAUUCGUGAAGAAGCAUUGAAAGCUGGUGCUGCAGACGCUAUUGUUUCUAACCACUGGGAAGAAGGAGGCGCAGGUGCCGUAGACUUGGCCCGUGGUGUUAUAAACGCUUGUAACAGUCCUGAAAGAAACUUCCAAUUCCUUUACGGAUUAGAACCAAGUGUGGAGGACAAGAUUUCUGUUAUCGCCAAAGAAAUGUACGGAGCUGGAUCAGUUGAAUUCUUACCAGAAGCUCAACGUAAGAUUGAUUUAUAUACCAAACAAGGUUUUGGUAACUUGCCAGUCUGUAUAGCAAAGACACAAUAUUCCCUUUCUCAUGAUGCUGCUUUGAAGGGUGUGCCAACCGGAUUCACCUUCCCUAUUCGUGAUAUUCGUGCUUCUAUUGGUGCUGGGUAUUUGUAUGCAUUGGCUGCUGAGAUUCAAACCAUUCCUGGUUUACCUACCCACUGUGGGUUCAUGAAUGUUGAAGUAAAUGAUGACGGAGAAAUCGAUGGAUUGUUCUAA
Molecule: messenger RNA, 2886 nt
Organism: Lizanozyma spartinae
Lineage: Eukaryota; Fungi; Ascomycota; Pichiomycetes; Serinales; Debaryomycetaceae
Gene: MIS11
Product: trifunctional formate-tetrahydrofolate ligase/methenyltetrahydrofolate cyclohydrolase/methylenetetrahydrofolate dehydrogenase
Exons: 2
Coding region: 1-2886 (961 amino acids)
Biological process (GO): tetrahydrofolate interconversion
Cellular component (GO): cytosol
Molecular function (GO): formate-tetrahydrofolate ligase activity; methylenetetrahydrofolate dehydrogenase (NADP+) activity; methenyltetrahydrofolate cyclohydrolase activity
Source: RefSeq, a predicted model, not a curated record